AUGUGACCAAAUCCUAUAAAAAUCGCUGAAUCUCAGAUUAGGAAGCUGAAAAGUCCUCCAAGGGUGCAAAAAAGGUCAAAUUCAAUUUCAAAUGAUAAAAUGCGACAGCAAGAUGAUGGCGAAAGAUAUUUUACAAGCCAUAAGGCAGAAUUAGAGUAUCUAAAAGAGUUCGCUAAACGAAAAAAAAUUAAAUUUAAUUGAAAAGAAAUCCAAAAGACAAAACCUAACCGUAAUAGUUUGAACUAUGAAGAUUAUCCAACAGAAAAUUCUGAAGAUAGCGAUAUUGAUUUUAUCAAUUUCAAUAGAAAAAGAAAUAGCAAAGCAUAUGGCAAAGGAAUGUAUUGAAACAAAGAAGACUUUUGCAAUUUUGAUGGAGUUGAUCAAAAGAGACUUACGACGGCUGACUUACUCCCAAGCCAUUAUUGAAUUAAAAUUGUUCAAAAAGUUAGAUAAAAAAUAUUGUGAUAAAAAUUAAUAUUAAUAUUUCAUUUCAAUAUUUUGAGGAUUUUCAUCAUUUUACUUUUAUUUAAUAAAAUAAUAAAUAUAUUUAAUAUAUUUAAAAUUGGCAUAUAUAUUUAAAUAAAAUUUGAACUUAAUAAUUGAACUUGCUGUUAAAUGGAAGGGAGUCAGAAAGUUUAAAAGAAAAAUAUUUAAAACUGAGAAAAUCUAAAAAUGGUAACGUUUCUUUUGACAGCUGAAUAGAAGAGUAUACGAAAUCAAAUAAUAUAAAAUUACCAAGCCACAGGAAAAAUUACUCUGUUGAUAAUGAACUAGAAAAUGCUGAGUCAAAGCAUAGAAAACAACCUCAAAAUAAGCUUCACUGGACAUUAAGACUAUCUAAAGCAAAAUAUCAAACAAAAUUCAAAAGAAAAAAUGCAGAUUCACCGCCUGUUGCUCCGAUCAGCUAUGGAAGUGAAACCAUGUUUGUCUACUUAUUAGGGGAUGAUAACUCCAAUUCAAACUCUAUUGAUGAAAUCAAUAAAGAAGAAACCCAACCUCUCACAGAAGGUCCUGAAAUUAUAAAAUCGAUCAAAAAUCCCCAAUAUUCCCCAUCAAAAGAUUAUUACAAGAAAAUAAAACAAAAUUUUUCCCCAAAUUCGAGCUUCAACAAAUUUCUAUCAAUCGAACGUGAAAAAGAUUAUUUUUCAUACAAACAAAUCCGAGAUUUUCCAAAGGUCCGUCUCUCUAAAUUAAUAAAGAAAUAA
Blepharisma stoltei is the source of this 1205-nucleotide messenger RNA. The record is from the annotation of a GenBank genome assembly. NCBI's taxonomy places the organism in Eukaryota, Ciliophora, Heterotrichea, Heterotrichida, Blepharismidae.